AUGUUUCUAAUGAAAGGCAAGACUUUGAAAAAUAAGAAUCGUGGUGAGACAGACAGGACUGCUCCUGCAGUAGGACAACGACAAGUUAAUUUCUUGCUUCUUUCCCUUUUGCUUUUGCCUUCCUCUUACUUUCCUCCUCCUUCUCUUUCUUUCUUUCAUUCUUUCUUUCCUUCUUUCUUUCUUUCUUUCUUUAUUUUCUUUUGCCUUUCUCUCAAUAUUUUAAUUUUAUUUUCCUUCUCAUUUUCUUUCUUUCUUUCCUUCUGUCAUUCUUUCUUUCUUUUUCUUUCUUUCUUACCUUUUAUCUUUACCUUUUCUUUCUUUGUUUCUUUCUUUGUUUCUUUGUUUCUUUGUUUCUUUCUUUCUAAUUCUCCUGUCCCUUUCUUUCCUUCUUUCUUUCUUUCUUUCUUUCUUUCUUUCUUUCUUCCGACGAUUUCUAUCUAUCUAUCUAUAUCUAUCUAUCUAUCUAUCUAUCUAUCUAUCUAUCUAACGCAGCCUCUUCAUUAUCUAUCUAUCUAUCUAUCUAUCUAUCUAUCUAUCUAUCUAACGCAGCCUCUUCAUUAUCUAUCUAUCUAUCCAUCUAUCUAUCUAUCUAACGCAGCCUCUUCAUUAUCUAUCUAUCUAUCCAUCUAUCUAACGCAGCCUCUUCAUUAUCUAUCUAUCUAUCUAUCUAUCUAUCUAUCUAUCUAUAUAUAUAUAUAUAUAUAUGCCUCUUAG
This is a messenger RNA of Acanthosepion pharaonis, 714 nucleotides long. The record is from the annotation of a GenBank genome assembly. Lineage: Eukaryota; Metazoa; Mollusca; Cephalopoda; Sepiida; Sepiidae.